AACUGUGUUUUUCUCGGAAGAAUAUCGCAAGCCAUUCGUUAGUCAACGUUUCUGAAACUUCACUGCAUUUAAAUAAAAAAAAAGAUUUUAGACACGAAUCAAGAAACUUGAUAUAAGGAUUGAUGCAUGAGCUUUAUUUAGAAGAAUGUUAGUCAGUUAUAGUAGCAGCUCUGAAGAGGAGACAGAACAUUUACGAUUAGGAGGGAAUGUAACAAAAAGGAAGCAAAGUUGGCACAAAGAUGACAACUCAUUGAGGAAGAAGCACAAAUCAGAAGAGCACACCCUCAAUGCAAGUGUAUCUGUGAAUAGGGAGGAAGAUGACUCCAAGUCGAGACUGCCUGUUCCUGGCAGUGUGCUGGACAUGUUCACGGAGGAAAAUGAGGACCCACUGACUGACGACAGCAUGCAACAUGGUGGACGAAUUCGCUCCUUCAAACACGAGAGGGGAAACUGGGCCACUUACGUGUACUUUCCAUACAUCCCAGAGGAAGGGUUCUUGGAGCUGCUUGAUGAGAUGACUGAAGUAGCAGCAUCCCAUAGCUUCUCCCUCACUCAUACAGAUGAGUUUCACCUCAGUUUAUCUAAGACAGUGGUUCUGAGGCAUCACUGGAUCCAGCCUUUCAUACAGUCCCUCAGAACAGGCUUGACACACAGCAGGAGGUUCAUUUGUUUGGCUGAGAAGCUGAAGGUCUACUCUAAUGAUGAGAGAACCAGGAUGUUCCUGGCUAUGGAAGUCUCCACAGGACAGGCUCAGCUACUAGAGCUUGUGAAAGCAGUGGACAGCACUAUGGAGGAGUUCAACCUUGACACUUUUUACAAGAAUCCUUCCUUCCAUAUAAGUCUGGCCUGGUGUGUUGGUGACUGCACUGAACACAUUCGCAAAAAGUGUCUGCAGGAGUUGCAGGGUCUGGUCGACUCCCAUGAGGAUGGACCCUUUCUCUUGAGGCUGGAUUGUCAAGAGCUGCGUUGUAAGGCUGGGAACAAGACCUUUUCCAUUCCACUACACUGACAAAACCAGUUGUCAUUCAGUCUGUAAUGUUGGAUACCUCAACAGUAAAAUGUGAAAAAAGUAUAUUUUUUAAAUGAGUGAAAGGUUAUUUGAUUCAAUCUAGAAAACGGCAGUGAUGCGAUAUUGAUCAAGCAACUUCCUUUUGAAGGUUGCGCACAUCUUCGUACGUGAGGCUUGUUUUGCUAAAACAUGUGUUCAAGCAUUUCUGCUACAGUUCCUGUAUGAUAAGACACUGAUCCUAGACCU
Messenger RNA from Oncorhynchus tshawytscha (Chinook salmon), 1255 nucleotides. RefSeq names its product U6 snRNA biogenesis 1 (gene usb1). Gene Ontology annotation, molecular function: 3'-5'-RNA exonuclease activity. Lineage: Eukaryota; Metazoa; Chordata; Actinopteri; Salmoniformes; Salmonidae. The transcript is spliced from 7 exons. Bases 146 to 1009 code for a protein of 287 amino acids. Gene Ontology annotation, biological process: U6 snRNA 3'-end processing. The record is from RefSeq and is a predicted model, not a curated record. Gene Ontology annotation, cellular component: nucleus.